UCUUUCCUCUCAGUAGAAAGAAAUAGAAAGAGAUUCGACUAUUCGCUUAUUAUGCCUCUAAAGCAGUCGCUUUGGCCAUUAUUUCAACCAAAUUCUAGUUGAUUUGUUUCGAUUCUGAUCCUGAGUGGUCUGUUCUAUAGUUAAAUUAGAAGAUUUACAAUUGAUAAAUAUGGCUGAUACGUUAUUUAAAGCUCCUAGAACGAGGAAAUCUCCACGACAAGAUGACUAUGAGCCUCCUCCAUCAUCACAUUCUGGAAAAAGACCUAGAACAUCAGAAGAUUUCCUUCUUUUCUGCAAAUUUAUACUGGAGCAUGAAAACUAUGAAAUGCAGAAACAUGAGGAACUGAGAUCUAAAGCAAAUAGCCCAAUUGGAAGCACUGGUUCUGAAAGCGCCAAGUCAGAAACUCCAUCAUCCAACAGUGGUGAAGAGAGGAAAGUGUCUUCAGACAGUGAUUCAGAUGAUGGUGACAUUGAUGAUGGUUACAACACUGUGACGUGUUAUUGUGGUAAACCCUUUGCUGGCCGGCCUAUGAUUGAGUGCAGUCACUGCUUGACGUGGAUUCACCUCUCUUGUGCCAGGAUCCGAAGGACCAAUAUCCCUGAUGAAUUCAUCUGCGCCAAGUGCCGAGAGAAGGGAGUCACCCAAUUGACUAACCAGUCCUAACCCUUUCUUUCAUAUUUGAUAGUGUAUCUUUCAGUCUUACAUGGGAAGUUGGUUGUUCCCAGACAUUUGCCCUCAUCCCCUUUUGAAAAAAAGAAAAGUCCCAAACUUUGUGAAUUGUAUGUGCGAUUCUCUACCUGCGACAUUUGGUGAAUUUCACAUUCAUUUAGCUAUUCAUAUAGAAAGAACGGAUAUAUUCACUGUUUCCCAUACUUGUAAAACAUUUUGAUGAUUGAUCGUUUGAAUUUCCCCUUUAUUAAAAAAGAAACAAAAAUCGAAUGAGCGUGAAAUUCAUCGAAAAGUGCCCGCACAAGAAAAGAACCCACUGCCCAGUUCCUUCAAAGAAACAAAACAAAUGCCGUUUUUCAUGGUUCCAGUUUUUCUUAACUUCCAAAACUGUUCUAGCGAAUUGCUUUGGGUUCUUAUCUUCAAUUCUCUUGUUUUGGUUGCCCAUCUGACCCCAGCCGCAUAACUAAAGUUGACUAAAUGGCGCUGUCCAUAUUGUACAAAGUUCCGCCCCGUCAUCUCAUGUACGUUUUCCACUGAUGUGGUAUAUAACCUUUUGUUUUUUAAAAGAUUCUUUUUUUUUUCAACAAAUUUUGGUGGAAAAGAAACUAGCCUUUUUUUCGUUUAUUUCGUGAUCCAAGUUUUUUUGCAGAGCUUUUUGGACUUUCAAAACUUAUGGGGAUAACUUGUAAGGGAUGAAAAACCAAGCGUAAUAAUUUUUAUAGUUGGUUUUCGUCCAGUGGCGGUAUAAGAAAAUACGACGUGUAUUUUUGUUAUCAAAUAAGAAAAGUUGAAAAAAUCUCUUGUAAUUAUUUUCGUUAGUAGCAAACCAUGAGGUUAUUACUUAAUGCAAACGUUUAUUAAAGUAUUUACUAAUCUUGGACUAUCUAGGGACAUUUAGCAUGUCGACAAUUUUAAAGGUACCACUAAUUGUAACGAAAGAUUAAAAUUUUUCAAACUAUAAAUUUCGAGCUGACCAAGUAGAUGUAUUGAACAAGCGUACAACUCGAGCAAGAUACAACCAAAAAUUGGGAUCGGUUUAACGUUUGCGGAGAAGAGAUAGAGUGUUGCGUCUCUUCCAGGUGGCUCGGCGAGAUCCGCCAU
Molecule: messenger RNA, 1771 nt
Organism: Daphnia pulex (common water flea)
Lineage: Eukaryota; Metazoa; Arthropoda; Branchiopoda; Diplostraca; Daphniidae
Product: PHD finger protein 23-like
Exons: 5
Coding region: 170-664 (164 amino acids)
Source: RefSeq, a predicted model, not a curated record